Schistocerca piceifrons (Central American locust) is the source of this 882-nucleotide messenger RNA. RefSeq names its product cuticle protein 16.5-like. Bases 83 to 736 code for a protein of 217 amino acids. The transcript has 4 exons. The record is from RefSeq and is a predicted model, not a curated record. Lineage: Eukaryota; Metazoa; Arthropoda; Insecta; Orthoptera; Acrididae.
GCCCCCUCCUCCCUAUAUAAGCGGCGGCGUGGCCACUGACGGCACUUCUGGACGCUCCGCACAGCACUCAGGACUCUCCGACAUGAUCAAGCUGGUGGUGCUGUCUGCCCUAGUGGCGCUCGCUUCCGCCAAGCCCGGCUUCCUGCACGGCGGCGUUGCCCCCGCGGCCAUCUCCUACGCCGCCCCCGCCGUAGCCGCCGCCCCCGCCAUCUCGUAUGCCGCCCCUGCCGUGGCCGCCGCCCCGGCCAUCGCCUACGCCGCGCCCGCUGCCAUCGCUGCCCCCAUCAGCGCCACCGUCGUCUCCAAGCAGGUCCACUAUGCCUCCACACCCGUGGUGACUGGCUACAGCGCUCAGGUUCUGAAACCCAAUCUGGGUGCUCUGGCCACACCUGCUGAGACCGUGUCCAAGGAGCAGGUGAUCGCCCCAGCCAGAUCUGUCGCCACCAUCACCCCUCAGAUCACGCAGGUGGAGCCCGAAGUCAGCGUGCAGAGCGUCCCAGUGGACGUCCCCGUGCCCAAGCCGGUGGUGAGUGAGGUGGAGGUCCGCACCCCCGCAGUCGCCGCCAUCGCCGCCCCCGUAGCCGCCGCCCCCGUGGCCGUGGCCACCCACGCCGCCCCCGCUAUCGCCGCGUACGCCGCCGCCCCCGCCGUCGUCGCUGGGCAUGCCGUCACCGCCUACGGCAUCGGCGGCGUCCACUACAAGACACUGGCCGCCCCCAUCGUCAAGAUCCAUUAGAAGACCUGAUGCUGCAUUCACUGCCGACGAACCACUUUUUCAUUACGCAUAAUGCUGUGAAGGAAGAAGUUGUUCGUAUCCUCGACUGAUCGAUAGCUGUGAAUAAAUAGUCUAUUUCCAACAAUAAAUCAUACAUUCUUUAAUCA